This is a messenger RNA of Bemisia tabaci, 1616 nucleotides long. It is a transcript of the gene eIF2gamma, whose product is annotated as eukaryotic translation initiation factor 2 subunit gamma. Lineage: Eukaryota; Metazoa; Arthropoda; Insecta; Hemiptera; Aleyrodidae. Gene Ontology annotation, molecular function: translation initiation factor activity; tRNA binding; GTP binding. Gene Ontology annotation, cellular component: cytosol; eukaryotic translation initiation factor 2 complex. Gene Ontology annotation, biological process: formation of translation preinitiation complex. The record is from RefSeq and is a predicted model, not a curated record.
CUCAACGUUGUCGCUUUCGGGCAUGGACGGGCGAUAAUUUUGUAAACUGAAGUGACACCUUGACAGUUUUGUGAGGUUUCGGCCUGAAUUUAUACUUGAAGAUCUUCAAAUUCCGCACUGAUGGCGGCUCCUAAAGUGAAUCGGGUCCAGGACCUUUCCAAACUAGAUAUCUCAAAAUUAACAGCUUUAUCUCCUGAAGUGAUAAGUAAACAAGCCACCAUCAAUAUCGGUACAAUUGGUCAUGUAGCCCAUGGUAAAUCAACUGUGGUGAAGGCCGUGUCAGGUGUACAAACUGUCCGUUUCAAGAAUGAAUUAGAAAGGAAUAUCACCAUUAAGCUAGGUUAUGCCAACGCAAAAAUUUACAAAUGUGAUAACCCCAAGUGUCCGCGUCCUGUCUGCUACAUUUCUGGAGGCUCUUCAAAAGAUGACACAUUUCCAUGUUUGCGGCCAAACUGCAGUGGACACUUUCAGAUCAUUCGCCAUGUCUCCUUUGUGGAUUGCCCUGGUCACGACAUUCUUAUGGCAACCAUGUUGAACGGAGCCGCUGUCAUGGAUGCAGCUUUAUUGUUAAUAGCGGGCAAUGAAUCGUGUCCACAGCCUCAAACUUCAGAACAUUUAGCCGCCAUCGAAAUCAUGAAACUAAAACACAUCAUCAUCCUGCAAAACAAAAUAGAUCUUGUAAAAGAGGGGCAGGCUAAAGAGCAAUAUGAACAAAUCUUAAAGUUUGUCCAAGGCACAGUCGCAGAAGGAGCUCCUGUGAUACCGAUUUCUGCUCAGCUGAAAUACAACAUCGAGGUCUUGUGUGAGUACAUCUCUAAAAAAAUCCCGAUUCCAACAAGAGAUUUCAUGUCCCCACCACGUCUGAUAGUCAUUCGGUCUUUUGAUGUGAACAAGCCUGGUUGUGAGGUUGACGAUCUUAAAGGUGGUGUUGCUGGUGGAAGUAUUCUCAGAGGUGUACUAACGGUCGGCAUGGAGAUUGAAGUGAGACCUGGUUUAGUCUCAAAAGACAGUGAAGGCAAACUCACGUGUAAACCCAUCUUCUCCAGAAUAGUCUCUCUUUAUGCUGAACAGAAUGAACUCCAGUUUGCUGUCCCUGGUGGCCUCAUUGGUGUUGGCACAAAAAUCGAACCAACGCUAUGCCGUGCUGAUCGUUUGGUUGGACAAGUAUUAGGUGCCGUUGGAGCCCUGCCAAAAAUAUUCAUUGAGCUAGAAGUCUCAUAUUAUUUGCUAAAGCGUCUACUUGGAGUCAGAAUGGAAGGAGACAAGAAGGGAGCCAGGGUCCAAAAAUUAUCGAGGAACGAAGUGCUUUUAGUGAACAUUGGCUCUCUGUCGACUGGUGGUCGUGUAAUAGCGACAAAACUUGAUUUAGCCAAAAUUAGCUUAACAAAUCCUGUUUGCACAGAGAUGGGAGAAAAGAUCGCUCUCAGUCGGCGUGUUGAAAAACAUUGGCGGUUAAUCGGCUGGGGUCAGAUCCGAGGAGGGGUGACGAUUGAACCGACCGUCUAAGUCAAGAGAUACUGGUCACCACACUAUUGGUAUUUCCUUAUGAUAGCUCUGGAUUGUAUUUUUUGUACAGUUUGGUACGUUAAAAUAAAUAAAGUUAAAAUUUUACUCAA